AACUGUGAUCACUACUUGUCACCUCCUCUCCAUCUCCUCUUUACUCUUUCUUCUUCUCUCUCUAAAACCUCACCGACACCAACUCUUUAUUUCUGUGUGCAACUAGUUUAGCCAGAGCGAGAUCGAAUUCAUCAUGAGUAUGUUGGAGAACAUUCAAAAGAGAUUACCAGCAAGACCGUUGAAACAAUCAUUGCCAGUCUCCCAAUCUUCGAACCAGCAAUCGCCUGAAGGUAGUUUAAGAAGAAGACUUUCAUUUGGAAUUAUUCCGUCUGAUAUUUCAACUCAAGCAAGUACAUGGGCGAUUCGUAGAACUAAAUCAAUGUCUUCGUUCGGAGAAACUACAGGAAGUUCGAUUAAGAAAUGGUGGGAUUUGAGCUGGGCUUGGAUCUUGUCAAGAAAACCUACAUUUGCUAGAGAUUUGGAAAUGGAUGAUGAGGAAUCAUCUAUGUUAGGGUUUCAUAAGAAAGGUACUUUACAUCAUGUUUUUUACAAAAUCAGAUUUGAGUUUAGGAAACUCUUGAAUUCGAAAACUGGGCGUGAUCAAGGUUUUAAGUAUGAUUCUCAGAGUUAUGCUCAGAAUUUUGAUGAUGGUGUUGGAAAGAAUAUGUAUCAAAGUUAAUGGAGGAGGAACUGUUUGGUUUGGUAGUGACAACAAAAAUAAUGGCGUUAAUUACCAGUUAUGAUUAUGAUUAAGGUUGGUUCUUCGUAAGGAAUCAAUUUGUUCUUCUUUUUCUUUUCUUUUUUGAAAUUAGAGAUUUAUAUGUAAUAUAUAUUUUGGGUGUAAUUUUAGAUGAAUCUUUAAAAUGGGUUUGUAAUAUAUAGAUCUAAUAAUAUAUAGUAUGUAAACAAUUCGUGAGAAAUCAAGGGUAUCCAUUGUUUUGUGAAGGUUCUUGAGCACUGAAAGGUAAUGUUAAAGCUCAAUUAAAUUGAUAUUAGUGGUUAGAUUGAACGG
Molecule: messenger RNA, 952 nt
Organism: Papaver somniferum (opium poppy)
Lineage: Eukaryota; Viridiplantae; Streptophyta; Magnoliopsida; Ranunculales; Papaveraceae
Exons: 1
Coding region: 134-619 (161 amino acids)
Source: RefSeq, a predicted model, not a curated record